Molecule: messenger RNA, 1527 nt
Organism: Dermacentor albipictus
Lineage: Eukaryota; Metazoa; Arthropoda; Arachnida; Ixodida; Ixodidae
Product: ipis-1-like
Molecular function (GO): serine-type endopeptidase inhibitor activity
Source: RefSeq, a predicted model, not a curated record
GAGGCGCCACAAUCGCUCGAGAACGAAAUCGCGAGCGUCGCGAGCACGAGACGGUAACAAGAAGAAGCACAAAGGCAACGCUGUUGUGCCCGUUGUCGAGACCCCGACAGUGGUCCGAGAUGCGUCGGUUCUUGCACCAAAUCCUCUCGGUCGGCUCCCAUUCGUCCCAGCGCCGUCACGAAGCCCAGGAAACCGAGGAAGGGGACCGGCGCACCUCUGUGUUCGACAUGACGACCACUACCCUGGGACCCUCGGCUCACUCGCCGCCGCUCAGCGCCUCCAUCAUGGGCUUCGGCAUUGAUCUGUACAGGCAGCUGGUGCUGCACACCGCAGGCAGCCACGGAGCCAGCAGCAAGGGCGCCGGGACGCCGGGCAACGUCGUCUUCUCGCCGUUCGCGGUGGCCGCUGCGCUGUCCAUGACGUUGGCCGGCGCCCGCUGCGGCACGGCCAGGGAGCUCGAGGCUGCCCUGCACGCCCGCGACGACGAGCAGAUCCACAGCCACUUCGCGGCGCAGUUGUCGCGCAUCACGAGCCAUGCGCUGAAGGUCGUGUUCGAGGUGAACAAUCGCAUGUACACCGACCAGCGCUACCCGGUCAUCGAGAGCUACCGAGCUUUCCUGCACGACACGUACGGUGCGAACACCAUGCACACCGUGGACUUUUCCUCCCGCCACGGCGAGGUUCUCGCCGAGGCCAACGACUGCGUGGCCCGCGCCUCGUCCAACACAGUCCGCGACGUCGUCGGCUCGGACAGCUUCGGCCCCAGUACGCAGCUGGCGCUGGUCAGCGGGGCGUAUUUCUGUGGCGCCUGGGAGUCGCCGUUCCAGCCAGCCUUCACGGGACCCGACGAGUUCCACGUAGACGCCCACACGGUGGUUCGCGUCAACAUGAUGAACCAGAUGCAACCGUUCGGCAUAGCCCACAGCGACCAGUUGCAGGCGACGGCACUUGAGAUGCCGCAUCUGGGCGGGAAGACUUGCAUGGUCAUCAUCCUUCCAGACAAGAUGGACGGGCUGCCGGAGCUGGAGCGAAACUUGACCCCUCGGAACCUGUCGGACCUACUGCACAACAUCCCCGUCAGGCCGAACGUAAUGCUGAAGCUGCCAAAGUUUGUGGUGCAGCUCAGCUGCAAAUUGCGCGAACCCCUCAAGGCCAUGGGCGUGCGCGAGUUGUUCACAGCGCGGGCCAACCUGUCCGGGAUCUUCGAGACAGGAAGUCCCGCUCUUGCGGACGUCUUCCAUGGCACCUUCCUGGGGGUUAACGAGAUGGGCGCCGAGACUACGUCGCCUUCUGCGGAGGUCUUGGUCGGUGGCGGUCCGGGACUCGGGGAAAUCACGCGCCUCACCGUGAACCGGCCUUUCAUGUUUCUGAUCAAGCCCCGGCAUGGCAACGUCCUAUUCAUAAUGGGCUCUGUGCGAAGGCCUUGAGUCCUGCGCGUUCAUUGGGCAACGCGCGCUGUGCGGAUUUCUUCCGCGUGACAGACAGGCCAAGUGUGGCAUUCACUAAAGAUAACUGCAGUCAGUGGCA